AUGGCGACCACUACCACAACUUCAACUGCGGCCAAGGCCUUUGGCCCUGCCGCCCCGCCACCAACUGCAACCAAGAUUGUUCCUCGGCCGUGGAACGAGCGCGGUCACGCCGACCACGGCUGGCUGUACACUUACCACACCUUCUCGUUUGCCUCGUACUGGUCGCCGGAGCACGAGUCGUUCGGCCCGCUGCGCGUCAUCAACGAGGACCGGGUGGCGCCCGGCACCGGCUUCGGGACGCACUCGCACGCCGAGUUCCUGAUCUGGAGCUACGUGGUCGGCGGCGAGCUGGAGCACAAGGACUCGAUGGGCAACCUCGAGUACCUGCACCGCGGCGACGUGCAGUUCACCAGCGCCGGCACGGGCAUCCGCCACUCCGAGUACAACCGCAACAACAAGGACGAGGUGCACUUCCUGCAGAUCUGGGCCAAGCCCGCCGUCAGCAGGCUGAAGCCCUCGUACACGACGCGCACCUUCCCGGACGAGCUGAAGCUCAACAAGCUCUGCCGCAUCAUGGAAAGCGUCGACCGCCACUCUGCCAACGACUCCAAGAGCGCGCCCAUUCCGCUGCACGCCGAUCUGAGCAUGAGCGCCUCUCUGCUCGAGCCGGGCAUGAAGGUCCGCCACCAGCUCGUUGCCGACGGCGAGCGCAAGGUCUACUUGCACGUCGUCAUGAAUGGUCGGGAGCAGCCGAAGGAUGGAGGGGCUGCUAUCCGGGUGGGAGAUAGGAUCCUGAGAGAGGGAGACGGUGCCUAUGUUGAAGGGCUAAAGGGCCCGGGAGAGGUUGUGGUGGAAAGCGUAGGAGACAAGAGGGCUGAAUUCCUUCUGUUUGAUAUGGAGCCUUGA
Lasiodiplodia theobromae is the source of this 846-nucleotide messenger RNA. Its product is annotated as Pirin. The record is from RefSeq and is a predicted model, not a curated record. NCBI's taxonomy places the organism in Eukaryota, Fungi, Ascomycota, Dothideomycetes, Botryosphaeriales, Botryosphaeriaceae. Bases 1 to 846 code for a protein of 281 amino acids. The transcript has a single exon.